AUGUUCAUGUCCUUGCUCCUCUCCUUGACCUCCAUCUUGUCUCCGGUGGCCGCUAACCGUUGUCCUUGGGGACCUCCGGCACCUCCGGCCUCGCCGUGGUGGUGGCCGACACCUCCGACCUCACCAUGGUGGUGGCCGACACCUCCGUCAAGGCGGCGGCCGACACCACCGCCGCCACCUCCUAAGCUCUCGUCGAGAAAUUUCUACCGAUGCCUCAACGAACACUCUCCUAUCUCGUUCUCGACCGUCUACGCCCCGGACAUCGACCGAGCUGCGUUCGAUCGCCAGCUUAGCUCGACUGCCCAAAACCUCCGGUGUCUCGUACCCUCUGUCCCGAAGCCCCUCCUCAUCUUCGCCCCGAACGACGAGUCCCACGUCUCGGCCGCCGUCAAUUGCUCGCAUCGCCUCGGAGCCAACCUCCGGGUACGAUCCGGAGGCCACGAUUACGAGGGCCUCUCCUACGUCUCGUUGAUGAAGAAACCCUUCAUCAUCCUCGACCUCCAAAACCUCCGAGACUUCACCUACGAGCCCCGAACCCAGACCGCGUGGGUCCAGGCAGGGGUCACCACGGGCGAGUUCUACUACCGCGUGGCCAACGCCACGGGGGGAGCCUACGGCUUCCCUGCGGGACUCUGCAUGAGCCUUGGAAUCGGGGGACACAUCACCGGCGGCGCCUACGGUGCCCUAAUGCGGAAGUUCGGGCUAGGAAUCGACAGCGCGAUCGACGCGCGGAUCGUGAUGGCCGAUGGCACAGUCGUCGCCAGCGUGGCGCAUUCCGACCCGGACCUUUUUUGGGCCCUCAAGGGAGGCGGCGGGGGAAACUUCGGAAUCAUCCUCGCGUGGCGGCUCAAGCUCGUCCAGGUGCCAGGCAAAGUCACGGGCAUCACGGCAGCUCGGGUUCUCGACAACAAUGGGAUAAAGACACUCGACAAGUGGCAAAAGAAGGCCUACCGGAUAGACAGAAAUUUGUUCAUUCGGGUGCUCAUUCAGAGGAGUGGCCCGAACGGGCCGGUCCUCGCCAUCUACAACGGAAUUUUUCUCGGAACAGUUGAUAAGCUCGUCUCGAAUAUGAUGAAAAGCUUACCCGAGCUGAAGCUAAACGGGUCGACCGAGUGCAGGGAGAUGUCGUGGAUCGAGUCCAUGGUUUACAUCGGCGGGUACGCCAACGGAAAGCCCAUAGACCUUCUCGACCGGAAGCCCGCGUUCCUCAACUCCUUCAAAGCGAAAUCGGAUUUCACGCGCGGUUUAAUAACAAUGAAAGGACUCGAAGCGCUCCGAGACCUACACAACACGGGAGACUUUUCGCUGCUGACGAUUAUGAAUCCGUUAGGCGGGAGAGUGGCCGAAGUCGAGGAAUACGAGACGGCUUACGUACACAGGGGAGCGGCGUACAUGAUACAAUACGUGACUACGACACUCAACACGAGCUUGGAAACCACGGCCAAGAUCCACGAGUUUAUGACGAAGGUUUACGACACGAUGACAAGUUACAUUCCGACAUCGGAUGGAACCCGAGAAAGUUAUGUUAACUACAAAGAUCUCGACUUGGGGCUGACCGAUUUCUGUCCGUCGAAUUGCAGCUGCCCCGAAUCGUGGGGCCACGCGUACUACAAGAGAAAUUUCGAGAGGCUGGUGAUGGUGAAAACCAGAGUUGAUCCUUAUAAUUUCUUCCUCUUUGAACAGAGCAUACCAUCAUGGUAUAAUCAAGGAGAAUGCUUGAAGUUUAGUUGA
This is a messenger RNA of Striga hermonthica, 1731 nucleotides long. The record is from the annotation of a GenBank genome assembly. Lineage: Eukaryota; Viridiplantae; Streptophyta; Magnoliopsida; Lamiales; Orobanchaceae.